AUGGUGAAUAAUGCAGGAGAGCAAGCAGGAUCUGAACCCAUCCCUGAAAUCGAAAUUGAAGACGUGUUCGCAUUCAGCGGGCCGGCACCAGGGAGGAUCAACGGCCAAGACUUUUUCGCUCAGAUCAGUGAAGGUGGCACCCCGUGGUUCAUAAGGACGAGCAUUCUGCUCUCUGUCGCAUCUCUUGUUCCUCUGUUUCAAGGAGUCACGGUCGAGUCAAAGUCGGACGGGUCGAUGACUUCCGAUGCCGAGUUGUGGAAUGGAAGGUUGGCGAUGUUGGGACUGGUUGCGCUGGUCUUCAUUGAAUAUGUUAAGAGAGAAACACUUGUGUAG
Molecule: messenger RNA, 333 nt
Organism: Rhodamnia argentea
Lineage: Eukaryota; Viridiplantae; Streptophyta; Magnoliopsida; Myrtales; Myrtaceae
Product: early light-induced protein 1, chloroplastic-like
Exons: 2
Coding region: 1-333 (110 amino acids)
Source: RefSeq, a predicted model, not a curated record